AGAUUUUUAAUCAAGUUUUUGUGUUUAUUUUAAUACAUUGUUGUUAAUUUUUACUCGAGUAUUCGCGCUAAUAAGAUGGCGCAUGUGCGACGUCAGUAUUCAGAACGCGCACUGUUGACAGUCUGGCAACAAUGUAAAAUUGUGGUUUUUCGUAUAUAGAACGAUGGGAAUGAUCAACAGGACUGUACUUACGUGCAUUGGAAAGAAUCGAUAUAAAAGCUUUGCUUAUUACUGAAAUUGUUUCAAGUGCUGUGCAUUUUAUAGUUUUUACUUAUACAUAUGCUUUGAGUUAUUCUUAUCUUAUCAGGCAUUAUCACAUAUAUAUGUAAAGAUCUAAGUAAUUUGAUUUUUACUUUAUUAUAAUAAAUAUGGCACAGAAAAGCUAUGGAAAUUGGAUAUACGAAAAAAUGCUUGGAGCUGGAGGAUUUGGUCAAGUUGAAUUGUGGAAGGAAAAAUACACAAAUAAGAGAAUUGCCAUAAAGAAAUGCAUGUUACCAAAAGGUAGUAUAACAGAUCGGCAGAUGGAGCGAUGGAAACAAGAGAUUGAAAAUAUGAAACACUUCAAUCAUCCAAAUAUUGUCAAAUCAGAGCAAGUUCCUCCAGAAAUGGUCUUAAAUUCACCAGUGCUAUGUAUGGAAUUUUGUAAUAAAGGUGAUUUGCGAAAGGUAUUGAGUAAUCCAGAAAAUAGUUGUGGAUUAUUACAAAAUGACGCCUUAACAGUUAUGAAAGAUAUUUCCUCAGCUGUUAUGUAUUUACAUUAUAAUAAUAUAACUCACAGAGAUCUAAAACCUGAUAAUAUUGUACUACAUGAAAAAAAUGGAAUGGUUGUUUAUAAAUUAAUAGACCUUGGAUAUGCAAAAGAACUUGGAAGCACAACAAUGACAGCAUCUCUAGUUGGAACAUUCAAUUAUGUUGCCCCAGAACUUUUUUGGAAACAAAAGUAUACUUGCUCGGUUGAUUAUUGGAGUUUAGGUAUUACAUUUUUUGAAGUUAUAAGUGGACACAAACCUUUUCAACCACAUAUACAAGAUUUACCAAAGUGGAUAGUUUAUAUGAGACAAAAUAAAACAUAUGAGCAGAUAUGUGCUCUUGAAAUUGGAGAAAAAAUUAAAUUCUACGAUAAUAUAAUUUAUCCUAAUGAUUUAUCAGAAAGUAUUUUAAAUAAAAUGGUUGAAUGGUUUCGAGUGGUUUUGCAAUGGAAUCCAAGGAAAAGAGGUAAACGUCCUGAUUCUGAUGAAGUUGUUGUGUUCCCCAUGUUGAGAGAAAUAUUUCCAUGGAAGACUAUCAGUAUAUUCUUUGUUUCAUUGUACCGAAUGGUUCAAUACACUGUAUAUAGUAAUAGUACCUUUGGUGAAUUACAGCUAUGGAUUGAACAACAAACUCGAAUUCCUAUCAAUAGACAAGUGAUAGCUGAUACAGCUGGAUUGGUGUUUAAUAGAAAUCAAAAUUAUGAAAGUAUUAACUUGUCAUCUAUUCCUCAAACAAUGUUAUAUGUGUAUGAUCACUGUAAUUUAGUACUAACAGAAGAGGUAUUAUCAGAUGGUCCUAAAAUUCCUGAAAUACUUGACACAAUGGUAUGUGAACCAACUGCAAUCAAGGAUCGUCCUUUGCUAAAACAAUGUUAUACUGCUAUUAUUUACAUUAUGAGAUAUGAAGUGAUGUUAUUUAAGCAAUAUACCUUCGCUUUAUGCACAAAAUUAGAUAUGAUCAUCGAACGAUCAAACGUUUUGAACAAUAAUAUCAAAACUAGUCUACCAGAAGCAGAAGGACUUUUAGCUGAAGUGAGCACAUCAAUAAGAUCAAUAAUACCCGAAAUUACACCUAGUGAAAUAAUGGGAUCAAUGAACAAUCUAUUUGAUAAGAUUCAAACUCUCUACAAUACUAUUAACGAAAUAAAAAAUGAUACAGAUCAUUAUAGUCAACAGAUGAAAGAAGCUUUUGAUACUGAACAAUUUUUGCAAAACAUAGAUAAAUACUCAAAAAUGUAUGAAGAGUUCUUAAAAAUGUAUCAAACUUUUAGCAAUGACGAGAAAAAGAGUCCUGACUAUAUUACUGAUCAAGUACGAGUACUAUCAGAAGUUUUUUAUAAAAUUGAUGAACAAAAAAUGCAGCAACUACAAGAUCCAACGGCGCUUAAAAUUAUAAGGCAAUUAGUUUGUUUUGAUGAAAAAAUCCAUUAUCAUCAUGAGGUAAUCAAUUCGUGCAUAAAAUUAAUAAUGUCUUAUAGAAACACAUUUUCUGGAUUGUUAGAUAACGUAAAUCAAAGCGUAAAUUUGGCACCCGAAAUUCCAAUAUUGCCAAAUAUGAAUGUACAACCGAUGGUGGGUAACAAUAUACCCAUUUAUGAUGACAUUGAAAUAAGAGACAACAUUGCUUUGCGUGCUGCGAUGGACCAGUACUUACAAGAUAUUCAACAAAACUGGCAAAGAAUGAAUUUAUAGAGGAUAAAAACAAAUAUAUUAGUUCAUAUAUAUUAGAGUUGUUAAAAUAAUAAAUACUUCUAUCCACCUAGUUUGUAUCCAUAAAUAGUGUUAUAGUAAAUCUCACAUAAAGGAGAGAUGAGACAUUGAAAUUAAUGAAAUGAAAGUAUAUAUUAAGGAUGUUAAAUUCGUUGUGAUGUUAAAUAAUUUGAUUUCUAUUUGAUUUUGUUAGUAACUCGUUGACAUUGUACAGUUUUUAUAAAGUUAUUAUAUUUUGUGGACAAAUGUUAAAAUAAGGAAUGUAAUGCAAUGUUUGUAUUGAAUAAUGCACUAUUUAUAUUUCAUAGUUAAAAAACUGUUGGAAAUACUUUCAUAUUUUCAUCAUCAAUAUUUUUAAUAAAAUUUAUGUUACAAAA
Nasonia vitripennis (jewel wasp) is the source of this 2836-nucleotide messenger RNA. It is a transcript of the gene IKKbeta, whose product is annotated as inhibitor of nuclear factor kappa-B kinase subunit beta. The transcript is spliced from 12 exons. Gene Ontology annotation, biological process: tumor necrosis factor-mediated signaling pathway; peptidyl-serine phosphorylation; positive regulation of transcription by RNA polymerase II. Gene Ontology annotation, molecular function: IkappaB kinase activity; ATP binding. Gene Ontology annotation, cellular component: IkappaB kinase complex; cytoplasm. The coding region runs from base 369 to 2441 and encodes 690 amino acids. Lineage: Eukaryota; Metazoa; Arthropoda; Insecta; Hymenoptera; Pteromalidae. The record is from RefSeq and is a predicted model, not a curated record.